Trichechus manatus latirostris (Florida manatee) is the source of this 532-nucleotide messenger RNA. It is a transcript of the gene DYNLT2B, whose product is annotated as dynein light chain Tctex-type 2B. Gene Ontology annotation, molecular function: dynein intermediate chain binding. The record is from RefSeq and is a predicted model, not a curated record. The coding region runs from base 1 to 429 and encodes 142 amino acids. NCBI's taxonomy places the organism in Eukaryota, Metazoa, Chordata, Mammalia, Sirenia, Trichechidae. Gene Ontology annotation, biological process: microtubule-based movement. The transcript is spliced from 5 exons. Gene Ontology annotation, cellular component: cytoplasm; cytoplasmic dynein complex.
AUGGCCCGGCCUACCCGCUUGUCCUUCUCUGUGGGCGACGGGGCGCCUGAAACUGAGAAGAACUCUGGGGAGCCCGAGAACACCUAUAUUCUGCGGCCCAAUUUCCAGCAAAGGUUCAGACCUUCUGUGGUUAAAGACUGUAUCCAUGCUGUGCUCAAGGAGGAACUGGCAAAUGCUGAAUAUUUUCCAGAAGAAAUGCCUCAACUCACAAAACAUUUAUCAGAAAUCAUUAAAGAUAAAUUAAAAGAAAUGGGAUUUGACCGGUAUAAAAUGGUGGUGCAAGUAGUGAUUGGCGAACAAAGAGGUGAAGGAGUAUUCAUGGCUGCUCGCUGUUUCUGGGAUGCUGACACAGACAACUACAUUCAUGAUGUUUUCAUGAAUGACAGUUUAUUCUGUGUUGUCGCGGCAUUUGGCUGUUUCUACUAUUGAAUCCUUGAAAAGCUGGGAAAAGAUAAGACCACGAAGAAAUAUGAACCUUUUUAUAUUGUUAAACGUCUUGACAAAAUAAAGAUAUAAGUUGGCAGUCUGGCAA